Molecule: messenger RNA, 1972 nt
Organism: Plectropomus leopardus (leopard coralgrouper)
Lineage: Eukaryota; Metazoa; Chordata; Actinopteri; Perciformes; Serranidae
Gene: phgdh
Product: phosphoglycerate dehydrogenase
Biological process (GO): L-serine biosynthetic process
Molecular function (GO): NAD binding; phosphoglycerate dehydrogenase activity
Source: RefSeq, a predicted model, not a curated record
CCAUUCAAAACCAGCAGAGGGAAAGCGUCUGCCUGUGUCCAUCACUUUACGAAAGCAUCAUCCAACCGCCAGCACCACUUACUCACCAACAAGCUGUCCUGCAGAAAAGCCCUCAAGAUGGCCCCUAUCUCCAUCAGGACCGUGUUAAUCAGUGAAAGUGUGGACCCUCGCUGCAGGACGAUUCUGGAGCAAAAUGGCAUCCGAGUUACGGAAAAACAGAGCAUGAAGAAGGAUGAAUUACUGGCGGAGAUCAAGGACUAUGAUGGCCUCGUGGUUAGAUCUGCGACGAAGGUGACCGCUGAUGUCAUCAAUGCUGCUGAUAAUCUCAAAAUCAUUGGGAGAGCUGGAACUGGUGUGGACAAUGUCGAUGUUGACGCUGCAACCAAAAAGGGUAUUAUUGUCAUGAACACACCGAGCGGAAACACGAUCAGUGCCGCCGAGCUGACAUGUGCUCUCCUAAUGAGCCUCUCAAGAAAUGUACCUCAAGCUGCGAUGUCGAUGAAACAAGGGAACUGGGAUCGCAAAAAGUUCAUGGGUGCAGAGCUGUACGGCAAAGUGCUUGGAAUAGUUGGACUCGGAAGAAUAGGAAAAGAAGUCGCUUCAAGAAUGCAAUCAUUUGGCAUGAGGACAAUUGGCUACGAUCCAAUCACUCCUCCUGAGGUGUCAGCCAGCUGGGGGGUGGAGCAGAUGUCUCUGGAGCUGCUCUGGCCGCAGUGUGACUAUAUCACCGUUCACACGCCCUUAAUGCCCGCUACUGUUGGUCUGCUCAAUGAUGAAACAUUUGCUAAAUGCAAAAAAGGAGUGAAGGUUGUGAACUGUGCGCGAGGAGGCAUCAUCGACGAGGCUGCUCUCCUCAGAGCUUUGGAGUCCGGACAGUGUGGAGGAGCAGGGCUUGAUGUCUUUGUUGAGGAGCCUCCAAAGGACCGCUCAUUGGUCGAUCACCCUAACGUCAUCAGCUGUCCUCACCUGGGAGCCAGUACGAAGGAGGCUCAGGCUCGAUGUGGGCAGGACAUCGCUCUGCAGAUUGUAGACAUGGUGACGGGGAAGAAGCUGGUUGGAGCAGUAAAUGCACAGGUUUUGGCCAGCACGUUCUCCCAGGAGUCUCACCAGCUGAUCAAGCUCGGAGAAGCUGUGGGAGCUGUGCUGCAGUCAUGCACUGCCUCUAGGAAACCAUUCAAACAUGUCCAGAUCACGACUCAAGGCGAUUGCAUGAAGUCCUCCACUGGUUACAUGACUUCAUCAGUACUGGUUGGACUGCUGAACCAUGAAUCAGGAUGCUGCCCAAACCUCAUCAACGUACUGAGCGUAGCCAAGGAGUCUGGAGUCACGGUAAACCAGACUCACUGUGACUCAGAGGGAGCUGCCAGUGGCGUGUGCAAGGUGCAGGUCGAGGCUAAUGGCUGCAGCUACAAAGCCGUCGGGUCAGUUCAGGGUGGCGUGCCGGUCCUGCUGGAGCUGAGCGACAGUGUGUUUAGACAGCCGGUCUCUCUCACUGGAAACCUGCUGUUCUUCAAGGCCUCCGCAAGUCCGCAGCUCCUGUCCUCAGUGGCUGGAGUUCUGGCCGCUGAAGGAGUGGAGAUUUUGUCCUUCAGUGCUCCCGCAGACCGCACUGGUGAUCUGUGGUAUUGUGUGGGGGUGUCCUCUCUCCCGCAAGACCUCAGUGCCUUAAAGCCUUUGGUUAAAGAGGCUGCACAGCUCGUCAUUUAAAUGACAGCAGCAAUGCUGUCUGAAAGUCUUAGCAUCUCCGAGAGUGUCUAAAGUUUAUCUAUCUUGGUCUUAGCGUUUACAACUAACAACUUUGUUUAGAAGUUGAACAUUUGCAUUACAAAACUUUCAUUUCGAUAACAUUCCAGUGUUUAGAUGCUUUACGUGCACUUUGUUGAAGUGAAAAAUAAUGUUUCAGCAUCAUUCUGUUCCGUUAAUUGUUUGACCUUUUCAGUGAAGAGGUGUAAAAUAAAAUACACUUACUAAA